GUCAAAGGUUAAAAGUGUUUUUAAGUUUUUCAUUUCAAGUCAUGCACAAGUGCGACUACUGUCUCUAUGCACAAUAUAUAACUGUGUUUUAAUGUUCAAUAAAUAAAAAUGGCAUCCACAAGACAACAUGAUGCUGCAUGCGGUGACAAUCAGGCCAACGCCUGAACAUGUCUCCUCAGCAGCAGGCAUGUAUGGGCAUUGUCCGCAGUGUUUAAAUAAAGCUACAAACAAAAGAAGAAGAAGAAAAAAAGUGUCACAUCAAAACAAAGGAGGAAAUUCUGGGAAAUUUAGGUUGCCUCAUAAAGUGCACGUCAUUUCCUCCAAUGACCAAUGUGCGGUUUGGGCUCUUUAAAAAAAAAAAAAGUUAAAGGAGUGCGAUUAUGACAAGUCUGUGCAUUAGGAGGAGAAUGAGUGGACAUGUGAGGAGUAGUAUGCUUUGGACACGUCUGAAGAACCCAGCAACAACAUUGCUCGCUCUCCUGCUGCUCCUGGUGGCCCAAUCCUCAAAAACAGCAAGCAGCAAAAGCCAGCCGUGUGGAGGUUUCCUGCAGCAGACCUUGAGGCUAACCAGACUCAUCCAGAAAGAAUCCGUGGAGCUCAUCAAAACAUAUAAAGCCUCCCAAGGAGAAAUGUCCCACCUCUUCUGCAAGAUGUCCAUCCCUAACGUUCCUGAGCCCAACAUCUCCGGCCUAGAGCCCUCAGAGAGGAUGGAGAGCAUCCACCGGAACCUGCAGGCCUUCUCCCCUCACCUGAGGCGGGUGUACGAGCAGCAAACGGACCUGCAGCCUCCCGACAGUUUGCUUCUGGUCCAGCUGGGAAUCGUGGGCACAUACAGCAGGAACCUGGAGGCGCUCAUGCAAGCCUUCUACCGGAAAGCCUUCCCAAACCUCCAGGAUUGGCCGGCAGGGGCACCCACCUCCUUGCCCCCUCCGCAGAACAUCUUCCAGCAGAAGGUUUAUGGAUGUGUAGUGUUGAAGACCUACAAGGAGUUCCUGUUGAAUGUUAGCAGGGAAUUGAGGACCAUCAAAGGCAAAGUGUGCAGAGGGAGGAGGAAUUUACUAUGAGACUUAAGAGGAACUGUGAGUACGAGACGGUGCCUCAGCCUAUUUAUACUAUUUAAUAUUUAUUUUCUUAUGUAUUUCUGAGCACACAGCACC
Messenger RNA from Dunckerocampus dactyliophorus (ringed pipefish), 1157 nucleotides. RefSeq names its product IL-6 subfamily cytokine M17 (gene m17). The coding region runs from base 381 to 1064 and encodes 227 amino acids. The transcript is spliced from 3 exons. Lineage: Eukaryota; Metazoa; Chordata; Actinopteri; Syngnathiformes; Syngnathidae. Gene Ontology annotation, biological process: negative regulation of neuron apoptotic process; ciliary neurotrophic factor-mediated signaling pathway. The record is from RefSeq and is a predicted model, not a curated record. Gene Ontology annotation, molecular function: ciliary neurotrophic factor receptor binding.